UCUGUGUCUAAGCGAAGCGAGAGUGGCGGCGCGGCGACACAGAGAGAGGAGCGGGGGAGCAAGACCCAGCGGAGGGGAUUUCCUUUCAGAGACGGGGUGCUCGCCUGGACACUGAGAAGCGGACAGCGGACAGCGGGCGGCGGACGCCAGGAGAUGGGCAAUACCCCCGGGACAGCAUCGCUCGAGGACCCAGACCACUUCUUCUGAGGAAUAACGGGAGAGGAGGAAGGGUCUCCCCGGAACCGGGUCUAGCGCUGGACGGAACAUGGCGUGCAGAAUUCCGAGCCCGAGCUAAGAGGUGGCGGGGGUGGUCUCUCAAACCACCCCCCUUCUCCCACCCUCCCCAACCCCUCCUGCGCCCAGCCGGCUGAAGAAAUGGAUCUGCCCUCGACACUGACUCUCCUGCAUUUACAGCUCGCUCUCUUCCUGCUCCGCUCGACCCUCACCAAGGUACCGAUCCGCCGCUCAAGCCCCUCACUGAUUCCUCGAGAAGCUCGUCAGCAGGCAAGCCAAGCCAUGACGUGGAUGGAUGUGUACUGGCGGUCGGUGUGCCAGACCCGCGAGACGCUGGUGGCCAUCAACGGCGAGUAUCCCAAUGAGGUGGAGUACAUCUUCGUGCCCUCCUGCGUCCUCCUCACCCGCUGCUCCGGAUGCUGUAACGACGAGCAGCUCCAGUGUGUCCCGACAGACACUGACACUGUCCUCAUGCAGAUUUUGAAGGUGAAGCACCGGACCAGCCAGCUGGUGGAGAUGUCCUUCGUCCAUCACAGACGCUGUGAAUGUAGACCAAAGAAAGAUAUAAAACGCGUCCCCACGAGAAGCCCCCUGGCGGGAGCCUGCCUGCAGCCGGGUCAGCGGGAGAGGCAGGGCUGCAGAGGGCCGGCACAGUUCCCCUCAAUCCUCUUCCACGCACGGCCAGCAGACGGCGGGGCAUUGUACACAGGAGUAGAACAUUCCCGACGAAAGACGGGCAGAGGACAUCGGAAAAAAAACCGGAAAAUGGCAUCGGCACACCCGACACCUUGCAGACCCUGUUCUACGAAGAGGCGACAUCACUUUGAGCAGAACCCCCUGACCUGCGAGUGCAAGUGUCGGCUCUCCCACCGCAAGUGCCGGGACCGCGGGCAGGAGCUGAAUGAGCACACGUGCAGGUGUGAGAAGCAGAGACGGUGAUCGCCCUGGAGCAGCAUCAGAGCGUUUUGGACUCGUGGACUGAGGGUCUCCAGUGUUGCGGUGGGGCCGUGCGGGAACUCCCACCCCCCACUCAGCCGACCCUCACAUCCUGAUCGAUUAGCUGCACGAGUCCCUGACACCAGCACCCUCCUGCCUCUCCCCUCUCUCCCCCUCCUCUCCCCCACUCUUCUCCCUCUCCUCUCCCCUCCUGCCUCUCUCCUCUCUCCCCUCCUCUCUCCUCCCUCCUCUUCCCUCCUGCCUCUCUCCUCUCUCCCCCCCUCUCCUCUCUUCCUCCUCUCUCCUCUCCUCUCUCCUCCCUCCUCUCCCCUCCUGCCUCUCUCCUCUCUCCCCCUCCUCUCUCCCCCUCCUCCCCCUCCUCUCUCCCCCUCCUCUCUCCCCCUCCUCUCCCCUCCUGCUUCUCUCCUCUCUCCCCCUCCUCUCUCCCCCUCCUCUCCCCCUCCUCUCUCCCCCUCCUCUCCCCCUCCUCUCC
Molecule: messenger RNA, 1663 nt
Organism: Mobula hypostoma (lesser devil ray)
Lineage: Eukaryota; Metazoa; Chordata; Chondrichthyes; Myliobatiformes; Myliobatidae
Product: vascular endothelial growth factor A-like
Exons: 9
Coding region: 376-1173 (265 amino acids)
Biological process (GO): response to hypoxia; positive regulation of protein phosphorylation; vascular endothelial growth factor signaling pathway
Cellular component (GO): membrane
Molecular function (GO): chemoattractant activity; heparin binding; growth factor activity
Source: RefSeq, a predicted model, not a curated record